Chironomus riparius is the source of this 1349-nucleotide messenger RNA. The record is from the annotation of a GenBank genome assembly. Lineage: Eukaryota; Metazoa; Arthropoda; Insecta; Diptera; Chironomidae.
CAACAAACAAAAUUGCACAGAAAAAAAAUAAUUUUAAUUUGGAAACAUUUAAAAUUAUUUAAAAAUAGUAGGAUAUAAUGGAAGCUUAUGAUGUAAUUGUGAAUCAACCUGUUGUCAUAGAUAAUGGUUCCGGUAUCGUCAAGGCUGGAUUUGCUGGAGAUCAAAUACCCAAAUGUAUUUUUCCUAAUUAUAUGGGAAGACCAAAGCAUAUACGAGUGAUGGCAGGAGCUUUAGAAGGAGAUAUGUUUGUAGGUCAAAGAGCGGAUGAUCAUCGUGGAUUACUUAGUAUAAAAUAUCCUAUGGAACAUGGAAUUAUCACAGAUUGGAAUGAUAUGGAGAGAAUCUGGACUCAUAUAUACGGAAAGGACCAAUUGUCAACAUUUUCUGAAGAACAUCCUGUUUUAUUGACAGAAGCCCCAUUAAAUCCUCGAAAGAAUCGCGAGAAAUCAGCAGAAAUCUUUUUUGAAACUUUCAAUGUUCCUGCACUUUUUGUUUCAAUGCAAGCAGUUUUAAGCUUAUAUGCUACAGGCAGAGUUACUGGAGUUGUGCUUGAUUCAGGUGAUGGUGUUACACAUUCAGUUCCAAUUUAUGAGGGUUUUGCAAUGCCUCACAGUAUAAUGAGAGUCGAUAUUGCUGGACGAGAUGUAACACGGUACCUUAAAGCUCUGAUUCGAAAAGAAGGCUUCAAUUUUCGCACAACUGCUGAGUUUGAAAUUGUCAAGAUGAUCAAAGAAAAGGUCUGUUAUCUUGCUACUAAUCUUCAGAAAGAAGAAAGUAUGGAUACAGACAAAAUUGGCUACGUGCUUCCCGACGGAAACACUCUUGAGAUUGGUCAAGCACGUUUCCGAGCACCAGAAGUUCUCUUUAGGCCUGAUUUGAUUGGCGAGGAGUGUGAAGGCAUUCACGAAGUAUUGAUGUAUUCAAUUCAGAAAUCUGAUAUGGAUCUGAGAAAAAUGUUAUAUCAAAAUAUUGUACUUAGUGGCGGAUCUACGCUUUUUAAGAACUUUGGUGAUCGAUUACUACAAGAGAUUAAGAAAAACGUGGCCAAGGAUAUGAAAAUUCGAAUUGCGGCACCGCAAGAAAGACUCUACUCAACAUGGAUGGGUGGAUCUAUUUUAGCUUCUCUGGAUACAUUCAAAAAAAUGUGGAUAUCAAAACGCGAGUUUGACGAGGAAGGACAACGCGCAGUCCAUAGAAAGACAUUCUAAAAGAAAAAAAAUCAUCUCAAAUUGUGUUUAAAUUAAUAAAUUUUAAGUUAGGAAAUGUUUAAUGCAUUUGUGGUAAAGAAGAUCGUGCGCAAAACUAAGGCAAAAAUAUCUUUAUAGGAUACUUAUUCUAGUAACAUUAAC